Darwinula stevensoni is the source of this 678-nucleotide messenger RNA. Lineage: Eukaryota; Metazoa; Arthropoda; Ostracoda; Podocopida; Darwinulidae. The record is from the annotation of a GenBank genome assembly.
AUGAAGUGGUUCGUCAUCCUCGGUCUGCUUGCACCUCGGGCUCUCUCUCAAGGUUGCGGCGGGAACCCCCGGAUCGUGACCAGGGAGGAAUGGGGAGCCCGACCCCCGAACUCCGAGACCUCCAUGUCCACCCCCGUCCCUUUCGUCAUCAUCCACCACACCGUCACCCCCCAUUGCCACAGCAUCAGCGACUGCAUCCCCUUGGUGCAACUCAUGCAGGACCUCCACAUGGACACGAACGGAUGGGAUGACAUCGGAUACAGGCAAGCCGAAAUUAAAUCCCCAUUAAAUUUUGUCUGUCUUCCGAAUCGCUUCCGAACUUUCUUAACGACGGCCAGCGACUUCGGUCACGUCCCAAAAGUUCUCAAUUUCCUAGUUGGCGAGGACGGGAACGUGUACGAAGGAAGGGGCUGGGACCGCGUCGGUGCUCACACCCCCGGGUUCAACAGCAGGGGCAUCGCCAUCUCCGUCAUAGGCAACUACAUGGAGGUACUCCCGAAUUCCGCAGCCAUGAAUACGAUUGAAGACCUGAUCGACUGCGGCAUCGGGCUGGGGAAGAUCCAAAGCGGCUAUUCCUUGAUGGGGCACAGGCAGGCCAGCGCCACUCUUUGCCCCGGUGACAUGCUCUACGACGAAAUCACAACUUGGGAUCAUUUCGACCCUUCGCCUUCUCGAUGA